This is a messenger RNA of Ogataea parapolymorpha DL-1, 1497 nucleotides long. Its product is annotated as Transmembrane actin-binding protein involved in membrane cytoskeleton assembly and cell polarization. The coding region runs from base 1 to 1497 and encodes 498 amino acids. Gene Ontology annotation, molecular function: phosphatidylinositol-3,4-bisphosphate binding; clathrin light chain binding; clathrin-cargo adaptor activity. Gene Ontology annotation, cellular component: actin cortical patch; clathrin-coated vesicle. NCBI's taxonomy places the organism in Eukaryota, Fungi, Ascomycota, Pichiomycetes, Pichiales, Pichiaceae. The record is from RefSeq and is a predicted model, not a curated record. Gene Ontology annotation, biological process: endocytosis; actin filament organization; clathrin coat assembly. The transcript has a single exon.
AUGCUGAGGACCCAGCUGAGGGACAUGGAGACCAAGUUAAAGUCACUCGAAGAAACUCAUUCUCAAAACCUAGCAUCAUUGUUUUCGCAACACAGCAAAGAGAUUGAGGAAAUCAAGGCAAGCGCUUCUGAGCUCAAAGAAGGUGGAUUAAACGAAGAAGCGCAACAAGAAGUACAGAUGCUGCAGCAAGCAAUGGACGAUACUAUGCAAGAGUUGGCAGAGCAACAUCAGGCCAUAGAAAAGGAAGCUGAAACAAGAGUUCUUCGGUUGAUAGACACGUUGCUUAAAGUAAGCUCUGAUCGUCUACGUGAGUUCGUUUUCAACCUUGAGUCUCCAGUAUACUCUAAUACUGACAUUCCGACUGCAGAGUACCUGGGUACCAUGUUGGAGAGAGUUUCCCACUUGAGUACUCAGUUUUCCACCACCAUGACAGAUUACAUCGCAGAUAAUAUGAAAGGAGAAAGUGAAAGUGGCCUCAUCAAAGCUAUCAUAGAGCUUACUGAUUCGAUAGGCAAUUUGUUCUCAAAUGUUAAGGCGGUUCUUCGUGAUCGUAAGGAUGACGUGCAGGAAAUUCUGGUCGAGGGCUCAAAAGACCUUGCUCAUAUGGUUGAGCUAUUUUUCGAGUCGAUGCUUAGCAACCAUUUGUUGAAGCUGGAAAUUCAUGAAAGGACCGACAGAGUCAUCACUGGCAACAUCAAUGUACAAGAAGUUAUUCAAAGCUUGAUGCAGGUCGUCGAAGUAUUCAGGGACCCCGGUAGGAAAACCCCAGUCUCCUCCGACGAACUUGGCUACUUCUUAGACAAGGAGCUUGCAAACACACAAGCAGCAGUUGAGAAGGCAGCUGGCCUACUUGAGUCAAUGUCAACCCGACACAAGCUGGAGGUCCAGGAGGAUGGUUCCCUCGAGGUGAACGAAGCAAUCAUUUCUUGCGCUAGUGCUAUCAUAAAUGCUGUCAAGUUGCUGUUGGAAGCUUGCAUAGAUGCACAGGAGGAAAUCGUAUCUCGUGGAAGGGGGUCCAUGUCCAGAGCUUUAUUCUACAAGAAGAAUAAUCGCUGGACCGAAGGUCUUAUAUCUGCCUCCAAACAAGUUGCUUACGCAACUGGUAUACUCAUUAGAAUGGCAGACGGCGUUUUAGCCGGAACAAACUCAAGUGAGGAGCUGAUUGUCGCAUCUAACGAAGUUGCAUCGGCCACUGCACAGCUAGUCUCAUCUUCCCGUGUUAAGUCCGAUCUAAUGUCACAAAGCCAUUUAAAUUUGGAGGAAGCAUCAAGGAAAGUCACAUCUUCCUGCAAAAUGUUAGUCACCAAGGUUAGGAGUCUUUUGCUCUCCGACGAAAGCAAUAAAACGGUUGAUUACUCGCAACUCACCGCCCACGAGAACAGAACAGCUGAGCUCGAACAGCAGGUUGAGAUACUCAAACUCGAAAGCGCACUUUCUCACGCUAGGAAACGGUUGGGUGAAAUUAGAAAAUUCAGCUACAGAGAUGAAGAAUCCUAG